This is a messenger RNA of Nicotiana tabacum (common tobacco), 429 nucleotides long. The record is from RefSeq and is a predicted model, not a curated record. NCBI's taxonomy places the organism in Eukaryota, Viridiplantae, Streptophyta, Magnoliopsida, Solanales, Solanaceae.
AUGGAUCUUUCCAUCUUAUGUGAAAUCGAUAUAGCAAUAAUAAUUUUUUCAAUUACUGCUGAACUGUUUAUGUUUGGCAAUCCAAACGUAGAAUCGGUUGUCGAGCAAUUUUCCCAAGCAAAACAACCGUUUUACCGCAUGUUAAGCCGUAAGACAACACAUGAAAAGGCUGGAUGUGGUGACGAAAAUGAUACAAUGAAAAAGAAGAAAAAGAAGGCAAUAAAUGAGAAGGAAAAAGGAGAAUCUACAUUGAAAAUUUUCAAUCCAACUAAUUUGGAAAGACUUGAGAAACUGAAGCAAGAGAUUGAUGAACUUGAAAGAGAUUUGACUGAGAAAAUUGAAGAGGUACGAUCAAAGAUAGGUGUAACUGAUCCAAAAUUUGUACCUGAAAUGAAUGCAACAAUGUCUUCAGCCAUGCCAUCCAAUUAG